This is a messenger RNA of Cyprinodon variegatus (sheepshead minnow), 723 nucleotides long. RefSeq lists its product as uncharacterized. The record is from RefSeq and is a predicted model, not a curated record. Gene Ontology annotation, molecular function: cell-cell adhesion mediator activity. The transcript has 5 exons. Lineage: Eukaryota; Metazoa; Chordata; Actinopteri; Cyprinodontiformes; Cyprinodontidae. Bases 1 to 618 code for a protein of 205 amino acids.
AUGUCAGCAGAGUCAGUUGUGUCCUGUUCAGCCACAGGUCGACCUGCUCCCACUGUAACACUGACUGUUCUACAGCAGAACCUCAGCUUCUCCCACUACAACAGCAGCAGUGUGACCCACAGCAACGGUACAGUCACCGUCACCACCACAGCUCUGCUGUCAGCUUCCUGCAGCACACAGGUUGGAUGUUCAGUGUCAGUGCUCUCUGCUGCUCCCAGAGAGAAGAUGAUCACCGUUCCUGAAUUUAAAGAAACAUCUUUUGAAGAACUUGCAGCCAAACUGCAAAUAUGUGGGACAAAGAACUUUGGACUGAUUUUUGGAGUGUUGGUCUUUGGGGUUUUAGUAGCUUUACUUGCCACUUUCUAUUUGAGACAAACGCAUCAGAACAGGAAGCCUCAAAUGGAGAAAAACUCUGAAGAUCAAAUCAGUAUUAUUAAGAAUGAGGAAAUGCUUCAGCCACAAAAGAACACUGAGGAGCCGACAUCUGUCAUAAUCUACAGACAAUCCAGCAGACAAUCACCAACAACAGAAUUACCAACAAAAUUACCCACAACACCUGAUGUAGAAAGCUGCCCCCCUGAACCUCACCCAAAAGUAGCACCAAAAAAAUCAAUAUAACAAAAUAUGGGGUUUUAUGGGUGUUAAAAUAUAAAGUUCAUUGAUGUAUUUUUAUAAUUAAAAUAAAUGAAAAUGAGGAAGGAACCCUUGUGUCUUUCUCUUAAA